AUGGCGGGAAGCGAACGACCAGAAGAUGCAGCGCCGGGGCUGCCCGUGCAUUUGAUCGGUCAUUUGAGAGGCGUUGCAGAAAAGCACCUCCAGGUGAUUGAUGAAGAAAGACUGCAAGAAGAAAAGGAUGAAUUGAAGAGAAUCCAAGAUCUAGAGCACUAUGCGAAGCACAAGAAGCAGCGGAAGCAAGAGACGUCCAUUGCCUCCAUCGACGUGCCCGUCCUCAAGAUGAGAUCAGCUCAAGAUGUCCUAAAGCGACUGCAAUGGGAUGCUGAUCUCGAUGUGUCAAAAUAUGUCAUUGGAUAUCUAGAACGAUUCGCAGGAGUCAAGGAAAUACCCGCAACCAACUGGAUCUCUGAGGUUACCGAGGAGGAAUGGAUCCCCCAGCAUCGCAUCAAAUACUUCAAACGACUCUGUGACGACGGGGAGAGUGAAAUCGUCUGUGACCGUGAAAAGCGGAUUGACAAGAUCUUCGGUAGUGGCCUGAAAGUGAGCGAUUCGGAUAACGACGAGAAGGCGGAUAUUCUUUCCGAAGAUGGCGGUGUCAGUCUCUUACAACGAUAA
Molecule: messenger RNA, 564 nt
Organism: Fonsecaea multimorphosa CBS 102226
Lineage: Eukaryota; Fungi; Ascomycota; Eurotiomycetes; Chaetothyriales; Herpotrichiellaceae
Exons: 2
Coding region: 1-564 (187 amino acids)
Source: RefSeq, a predicted model, not a curated record